Molecule: messenger RNA, 1353 nt
Organism: Triplophysa rosa
Lineage: Eukaryota; Metazoa; Chordata; Actinopteri; Cypriniformes; Nemacheilidae
Product: serine/threonine-protein kinase pim-3-like
Exons: 4
Coding region: 671-1057 (128 amino acids)
Biological process (GO): protein autophosphorylation; negative regulation of apoptotic process; regulation of mitotic cell cycle
Cellular component (GO): cytoplasm
Molecular function (GO): ATP binding; protein serine/threonine kinase activity
Source: RefSeq, a predicted model, not a curated record
AAUGAACCGUCUUUUCUUUGGAUAAGAACAUGCAGCACCCAUGUGUCACAUUAUACUUCAAGCCUAUCACCUGAUCACAACCUGUGAUUUUGACAAUGUAGAUUUUAAAUCUGGAAGUUGAAAUCGGCACAAAAGCAAAAAAAAAAAGUUUACUCUUACACAAAAUUAACAGAUGCUAUAUCGCACUGAUCCAAAACGCCAGCACCAACAUUGUUGGACCAAUGUUAAUGAGAAUUAACAUACAAACACCAACAGGGGUUUCACACUAAUCCAACUAACUCCAAAUACGCAAAAUUAGUUGCACAUCAACCUUAGGGAUGCCUUUGACCACACCAACCACAGCAUUUAAAGUAUGUAGACAUUAGUGGAAUUGAGCUGGCAUGGUAUUCAGUAGCAGGACCUUUGCUUUUCUCCCUGUACAAGCUGAAGGGGUUUUUCUUUAUAAUUCAGUGCACCACUUUUAUCUUAUGUAGACGUCCAGGAUUAUUUUGUUGCUGAGCUCACCAGUGUUGUUUUUUUCCCCAGAAUCUAACCAAAUUGUUGAUUUGGCCGCUCUUAAUGUUCCUGGGAUCUUUCUGAUGGAUUUGUUGUGUUGUUGAAAUCUCUCGGUGGCAGCGUCAGCAAGGAGUUCGCUGAGAUUAUCACGAGGCAGGCCACCGGAGCUGCUUUAAUGUCCUGCGAACGUGGCGUCUUUCAUAGCCACGUCAAAUUGGAGAAUCUACUUAUUAACAAAGACACGCUAGACGUCAAAUUGAUUGACUUUAGCUGCGGCAGACAAAUACUGCACCCAGAGUUCUUCAAAACGGGCAUGUACCACGGAAAGCCAGAUACGGUGUGGUCACGGGGGGGUUUAUCCUGUGGGAAUUAUCCUACCAGCGAUGACCUGCACACGAUCAAUGAGAACCUCUGGUUUAAAGAAUGCUGCAGUUUGAUUCAGUGUUGCCUGCAGCAGAAUCCAGAGCAAUGCAUUCAUCUGGGAAAGAUCCUUCUCCACGAGCGGUUUAAGGUAUAUACAGCACCGGUGGCGGUUAAGAAUAACCACGGCAACGGGACAUAACACAGCACCUGAAGAGGACAUAUAACGCUGUAUAAAAAGACCAACAAUCACAUUAAAUAAAUAUCUUAUAUUUGAAGUGUUUUUGUAACAUUCAUGCUUCUGCAAUUAUCUAUCUGUCGUGAAUCAUGCUCGAUGCUGUUUUAUACUAUUAUAUAAAGUGAAGUAUCUGAACAAACACUUUGUUUGUUGUUCAUUUGAAUGUUUGUAAAUAUGUUUGUAUACGGUUUUGAAUGCGACUUGAUAUGCUGCUGUCAAUAUGUUGCUGUUAAUAUGUUGGUUUUAUCUAUAUAAAUGAA